Argiope bruennichi is the source of this 1279-nucleotide messenger RNA. RefSeq names its product GDP-D-glycero-alpha-D-manno-heptose dehydrogenase-like. The record is from RefSeq and is a predicted model, not a curated record. Bases 141 to 1112 code for a protein of 323 amino acids. NCBI's taxonomy places the organism in Eukaryota, Metazoa, Arthropoda, Arachnida, Araneae, Araneidae. The transcript has 5 exons.
GGCGCUUUUAAAACAACAGACUUGAGUGGAAUACUUAUUAAAGAAACUAUACUUCUCUUUUCUAAUCACCUGAAACUAGAAGGGGCCCUGAAGCUGUUCUAGGCUUGCACACUUUCUCCGACAGAUUCUAUCGCCGAGACAUGGAACGCAACGGUCACCACGAAAAGCCGAGGAACUUCCACCAUGUGCUGGUAACCGGAGGAGCCGGUUACAUCGGAUCGGUGCUCGUGCCCCUACUGCUGCAAGAAGGCCUGGAGGUGACAGUUUAUGACCAAUUCCGAUUCGGAGUGUCCCCAUUGCUCUUCCACGCCCACAACCCUAGGCUGAGGUUCGUCAAGGGAGACAUCCGUGACAAGGAACAGUUGUCUCGUGCCCUGGAAGAUGCAGACGCCGUCGUCCACUUGGCCGCCAUCGUCGGGUAUCCGGCCUGCGAUCAGGAUCCCAUUCUGGCCUACAGUGUGAAUGUGGAGGGCACAAAUAAUGUGGUGUCCUGCCUCAAACCUCACCAGAAGAUGGUGUUCGCUUCAACGGGCUCUUGCUAUGGAGCUGUCGACGGAAUCUGCCACGAGGACACGCCCAUCUCCCCUCUCACCCUCUACGGCCGGACCAAAGCGGAGGCCGAGCAGAUAGUGUUGGACCACGGUGGUGUCUGCUUGAGGCUGGCCACCCUCUUUGGCGUUUCUCCUCGCAUGCGGCUGGACCUUCUGAUCAAUGACCUCACUCUGAAAGCGCUUACGGAGAGCAGGUUCAGCCUCUACCAGGGUUCCUUCAGGAGGACCUUUUUGCACGUUAGGGACGCAGCAAAAGCCUUCCUCUUUGCCCUGGAUAACUACGCGCAGAUGAAAGGCAUCCCUUUCAACGUUGGCGAUGAAACUAUGAACAUGACCAAAAUUCAAGUCGCCAAGCGAAUCCAGCACUUCGUUCCUACUUGUGAAAUCAGCCUGGGCUCCGGAGAGGACAAAGACCAGAGGGACUACGACGUAUCCUACGCCAGAAUAAAGAAACUAGGCUUCAGGUCUAGUAUUUUAUUGGAUGAUGGAAUUAAAGAACUGGUCGCUGUCUUGCCACAGAUGUCCGAAGCAGAACUCACAUUCAGCAAAAAUAUACUAUAACAGUGUCCAGUGUUUGUUUAUCCUCCAUUUCUGUAGAUGCGAGUUAAAGUCUUCCCAAACUUCAUAACAGGCAAUGAUAAAGGAUAAAAAAAACUGUGCUUAAUGUUUAAAUGGAAGACUCUUUAUAUGGGAAAGAAUCCCUUAUAAAAUGAUAUUUUUUAUGGAAA